Messenger RNA from Paramuricea clavata, 534 nucleotides. Lineage: Eukaryota; Metazoa; Cnidaria; Anthozoa; Malacalcyonacea; Plexauridae. The record is from the annotation of a GenBank genome assembly.
AUGAAUUACAACGACGCGUUAGGAGUAGAUCCAAAUGCGAAUGAAAAUCGGGGCAGCGCAACAAUGAGUUUCAAACCGGAGCAAAUCGCCUGCCUAUGCGACGCACUUCGACAAUCGGGCAACAUGGAUCAACUGAGUCGAUUUUUAUGGUCUCUAGCACCGCAUGAUCUACUGAGCGGCAGCGAAAGUGUUCUAAUAGCUCGCGCGGCUGUAGCGUUCCAUCAAGGAAAUUACAGAGAACUCUAUGCUAUACUGGAAAGCCACAAUUUCGAUACAACAUCACACGAGACGUUGCAGGAACUCUGGUAUAUGGCGCACUACAGCGAAGCCGCUAAGCUUCGAGGUCGGGCUCUUGGUGCUGUGGAUAAAUACAGAAUCCGUAAGAAAUACCCAUUGCCUCGUACCAUUUGGGACGGCGAUCAGACGGUGUACUGCUUCAAGGAGAAGUCCGAGACACGUUACGAAGUCCUACCAGAGCAAUCGUUACCCAACGCCGCAGGAGAAACGAGAAUUGGCGAAAGCGACUGGACUUAG